Molecule: messenger RNA, 1973 nt
Organism: Tetranychus urticae (two-spotted spider mite)
Lineage: Eukaryota; Metazoa; Arthropoda; Arachnida; Trombidiformes; Tetranychidae
Source: RefSeq, a predicted model, not a curated record
CAUGUGUUAGACUGACCAGAAAGUAUUACUCUUUGAGACUGACUCUUUUGAAUCAAAUUGACUGUAGUUUUUCAUAUUAAAAGUUGGGAAAUUUUUAUUUGCAUUUGUGCUUAACUCUGAAUACAAUAAAAACUCAGGCUUGAAACGGAAUUACUUAACACCGUGUAAUGAUGCUAUAACAUUUAUCUUGGUAGUGAUAGCCUUAGUGAACCUCAGAUAAGAGCCGUCUGUUAACCUUUUUCUCUAGUGACUGACAAAUUUUUGAGUACCUAGUAUAUCAAAAACUCAACUUUAUUUUUAAAAGUGUGUUAAUAUGGAUUCAUUAGAAAGUGAUGAUCAACUAACAAUAAUUAAUAGAUCAACAGAACAUCGUAUUAGUAAAAAACUAAUUCGUAGAAUACCUUAUUUUGAUAAGAUGCUGAGCCAUGAAUGUUUGGAAUCCAAGGAAAACAAAGUUGUAUUGGAUUUUGAUGAAAAGACUUUCAAAAUGAUUCUCGAUUGGAUUGAAAUGGGUCUUAUGUACAUUAAGAUGGAUAACGUAAUCAAUCUGUGUAACAUGGCUGAUUAUUUUGGAAUCAACGAUGAUUUGGUAAAGGACUGUGUCACCUACUUUCAUGAAAAUUUUCGCAUUUCAAAUCUUCCAGUUAUUAUUCCUCAAGUGACUUCGACUUCUAAAUUGGUCAAUUCGAGUGCUCUGAAUGCUUUCAUCUGUCGCCAUUUUCUGAAAAUUGUCAAGCCGGCCUUUUGGUGGGAUUUUCCCUUCGAAACAAUUGAUUACAUUUGUAAGCUCGACCUGAUGAUUGAUUCAGAGAUUACAGUUUUCGAUGCAACUAUGGAAUGGGUAAUGAAAUGGGACCAUUACUCUAAAAAGUCACAUGUUAAAGUAUUGCUAAAUUCAUUCCGAUGGUGUCAUAUGGAAUCUAAACAUUUAACUAAAGUAAAGGAAAAUACACUCAUCAAAUAUGAAGGCUUUGAACCAAUAUUAUGCUCCCCUAGAGAUGUUGAUUGUGAUUGUAUUUUCAAUCGAACUAAACAAGAGUAUUUUAUUGUCAUUGAAAAGUUGAUGGAUACAGAUUUGCGAAUCAAGGUACUUGACAGUAAUUUUCUGCCAUUAGUUAAUCAGGUUGUUCAAUUAGACGCUUCAAUGCCGAUGAAUGUCUUUCAUGAUGAACAUAUUUCUGAUAUUUCAUUUGAUUCUGGAAGGAAAAUGGUUCGAGUUGAUUGGAAGCAGAAUAAAUAUCGUUUGCUGGAUUCUGAAGCAUAUGUGUCGCAUCAUUCUGAAAUUGCUAAAUGCUUUGAGUCAAGAUUUGUUCCGACACAUUACCAAGAUACACAGAAUCCCAGCAGUUGUGAGAACAUUUACGGAAGUUCACUCCUCGAAGCUAAUGGAAAGUUUGUUUUGCUGCGCAUAGACGAUGGACUUGUUGCUUAUUGGUCGGAUCCGAAACCUGGAAACAUUGAGUUUAAACUGUUUGAAGAUGAAAACAAUUUCAUUUCUACUAUUUUGGGCGAAAAUAUUUACAUAAUUACUGAAAACUCUGAUUUCAUGACAUUCAAAAUUGGUCGAGAAGGAGAGUUUGAAAUUGAUGACUUAAAAAAGUUAGCUGAACAAUUCAAGUUCGAUGAUUUUUUUAUAGCUUCUAGUCAAGUUGGAAAUGAAAUUUUUUUGGUUGACAAGUUCACGAAAAACGUCUUUCGUUUCAGUUGGUUUUUUGAAGAAUGGGAUCCUAUCGGUCUUCUGAUUAAUUAUGAUUGUAGCCAAACUGGUGGACAAAAGGAGCUUAGUGAAUUGUUAACAUUCACCACAGCUUUUUUAUCGAUAAAUGCUAUCAGGCCUUGCUUAAAACGUAAACUUGAUUCGAUGAAUUGACGACAGUCAUUAUGCCACAUCUUUUGAGCAUCAAACUGCCUAAAUUGUACUGAUAAACAUGUUGAACACUAAAAAGAUGCUAAUAAAAAUCGUGUCAAUUUGA